Messenger RNA from Cladophialophora yegresii CBS 114405, 801 nucleotides. RefSeq lists its product as uncharacterized. Bases 1 to 801 code for a protein of 266 amino acids. The record is from RefSeq and is a predicted model, not a curated record. Lineage: Eukaryota; Fungi; Ascomycota; Eurotiomycetes; Chaetothyriales; Herpotrichiellaceae. The transcript has a single exon.
AUGACCCCCAUCCUGGCCGGCAAGGACUCAAUCUUCGAUAAAUCUGCCUGGCUUGCAUUGACUGCGCCGAAAAUCUUCAACCCAGAGUACCCCGAUGCCGAACGCGUCGAGGAAUACCUGUCGAGAUUCCUGGUCCGUCUUCCACGAUUAGUCCGCCUCGUUCGCACGGCAAAGCAAACCCCGAAUGACGAGAUGGCAUGUGUAGAGGCGGUCUCGCUGGCCACACAUCUCUACCUCGACACACUAGAGGAUUGGAUCCAGCGUGUCACGAUGAUGGACCUGCUGAGGACUGUCCCGACCACUGAGCCAUCCUGCGUGGCAUUUACGGCGAGGUCAUUGGAGUUUGCCUCAGCGCGGAUCUUCAAGCGGAUCGUGCUCUACUGGCGCCUGCGCUGUCUCGUGAGUGGCUGUAUCCUCACUCUGCUCCAAGUCAGACGGCACAUGCCCGCUUCCGCUGCCGCCUUACUCGACAACGUCGACGCGACCAGCGUGCAGAGCCACGAGGAGCGCGCUGCGGAAUGUAUCGUCAUGAGUGUCCAGUGGGCCAUCAUCUCGCCCUCGCCGUUCCCCGUCUAUAAGCUGCUGGUAGUCUCGCCGCUGAUGAACGCGUUUGGCGUGUGGAUGCGCUCGGCGCGCCGAGCAAGCAGCGUCGCCGAUGCACAAAGAGCAAAGAACCUACAGCUCUGGGCCGUCGAUCAGAUCGCGGCGAUUGGGAGGACCAUCAAUGCGCAAGAGGUGGGUAUGGCCCAGCUAGAGGCCAUGAACACGAUCUUGAUGGGCGGACCAUUACCAGGUUCUUGA